Dromaius novaehollandiae (emu) is the source of this 3583-nucleotide messenger RNA. RefSeq names its product cerebellin 2 precursor (gene CBLN2). Gene Ontology annotation, molecular function: protein binding. The transcript is spliced from 4 exons. Gene Ontology annotation, biological process: maintenance of synapse structure. Lineage: Eukaryota; Metazoa; Chordata; Aves; Casuariiformes; Dromaiidae. The coding region runs from base 187 to 1020 and encodes 277 amino acids. The record is from RefSeq and is a predicted model, not a curated record. Gene Ontology annotation, cellular component: synapse.
GUUCCCUUUGCAAAAUAUGAUUUUAAAUAAUAGCCAUAAUAAGAUGCGGGGUUAAGGUGCAGAUGCCUCGGGGGAGCUGUGCGGGGGAGCUCUCGUCAGCGAGCUCUCAGUGUGCGCUGGUGAGCGCGGAAAACUGAGGAGCAACUUCCCAGGGAGAAGCAGGGUGAGGCUUUGCCUCCCGCGCGCAUGCAGGGCGUGGGAGCUGGGGAAUGCCUGAGCCUGCCGCUUCCUUCCCGAGAGUUUCCCGAGCCCACGGGAGCGGCGGGAGCGGAGCUAGCCUGGCCCGGGGGCGGAGAGGCUGCGCGCCGCCCGCCCUGUGAGGACGCUCCCGCGCCCCGCGCGGAGGAGGAGGAAGAGGAGGCGGCGGAGGAGGAGGAGGGAGGCGCGGCCGCGCCGCCGCUGCCCAGCCGCCGUCGCGCAGAGCGCUGGCCGCGGGGCGCCGCGGCGGGAGCAGGCGCGCAGCCCCCUCCGCGUCCCCGGGCCCGCCCGGCGGCGGCGGCGGCGGAGCGGGGCGCCUCCAUGGCGGCGGCGAGCCGGAGCGGCGGCGGCGGCAGCGACGCGGGGCCGGCGCUGGGCAUGGGGCGGCGGCGGCGGGGGGCGCUGCCGGAGCCGGCGGGCGGCUGCUGCUGCUGCCUGGCGGCGGCGCUGCCGCUGCUGCUGCUGCUGCUGCCCGCCGGGUGCCCGGUGCGGGCGCAGAACGACACGGAGCCCAUCGUGCUGGAGGGGAAGUGCCUGGUGGUGUGCGACUCCAGCCCCUCGGCCGACGGCGCCAUCACCUCCUCGCUGGGCAUCUCGGUGCGCUCGGGCAGCGCCAAGGUGGCCUUCUCGGCCACCCGCAGCACCAACCACGAGCCCUCCGAGAUGAGCAACCGCACCAUGACCAUCUACUUCGACCAGGUAUUAGUUAAUAUUGGCAACCAUUUUGAUCUUGCUUCCAGCAUAUUUGUAGCACCAAGAAAAGGGAUAUAUAGUUUCAGUUUCCACGUGGUCAAGGUCUAUAACAGACAAACCAUCCAGUGAGACAAGUAACUCGGACCACACAGUUGCUUUAUCUAAGGCUCGCUUCUGAGUCAGAAGAAUGAAGUGUUCAGCCCGAUGAGGUGUUCUUUCCAUGCUUUCUUUCUUUGUGUUGUAUAGCCUUAAGGAAAAAAAAAAAAAAAAAAAGAAAAAAAAAGAAUGGCUUCAGUCUCAGUCCUGUAUUUUUCUGGGGGAGGGGGAUUCUGGACAUUACUGUGUCAAGAAGUGCUUUAUCCAGUGAAGCAAAAUUUGCACGAUUGGAACGUUAUUUGUUUUGUGUUUUUCGUGUUUUUCAUCGAGUUUUUCUUUUUUCUGAUUUUUGUUUGUGUGUGCUAAAAAUGUAAGCUAGAUUGAUCAAUAAGACAAAAUACAGCACAUAUAUACCCUGUAGCUCUAAGUAAAGCUAACCAGUGAACAAUUCUGUCUGCACUUUCCAGCUGAUCUUUAUAGACCUAUUUAGAGAAAGAGAAAGAGAGAAAAAGAGUGAGAGAGCUACAUGAUCCUUCAAUUACAAUCUGGAAACCAGUAAAGGAACUGACAUUUCUGAAUUGUCCUGACAUUUCUAGAAGCAACAAUGGAAGCUUCAAAUAUCUUAUCUGACCAUACCCUAAAAUAUAUCCUUUCUUUGCAUUACCAAGUGUAUUUUGGGUGCUAUUAGCUGAUAUUUAUUUGAUAUAUUUGUUCACUAAUGCUUGAGUACACAUUUUUGGGAGCACGGAGAGAUGACAGAGCAAACUCUCUCUUCAAAAUUAAAUAAAAUGAUCUCCACUUGACCUGUCCAUGGCAGGUAUCUGAAGAGUUGCUGCUAGCAUCUUUGACAGCAUUUGGGAGAGGGGCCUCAGAGAAUCAGUAGAUGCACCAGAAGCUGCAUGGGUGCCAUGUGCUUAUUUGUCAUGUGUGCCGUUCUUAAUAUGGAUAGCCUCAGAGUUUUGGGGGUGGACCCCACUGGAGCACUGCAGGGUAGGAAAAGUUAUUGGUCCCAAUCAACAAGAGGUAAAAUAUCAGGCCAACCUCCAAUGCAUCAUUUUGCCUCAUUCACAAUAAACAGAUCUUGUUUCUUCCCUUAUGUAUGAAAGUUGGUGUAAUAGUGUGCUGAGGAAAUUCUUGCUUGAAGAGAUCCGGGAGGGACUUUUAUAUGAUUUGAUUUUAUUUCAUCUUUAUUUAUUUAAUUUGAAAUAUCUUAUCUUGCUAUUAAGCCCACAAGAGUGGAUGUGUAUAAGAAUUUAUUUUUGUCAGAUUUAUUCCUCUGCCACAAACAAAUAUAAUGCAAAGGCAUUUGCAGCAAAUGAGUGGUAGCUAUGUUGUAUUUCAAAAUUAUGGUGGACAUGUCAUUUUCAUUGUAAAUUUAUCAUUAAAGGGACAAAGUCAAUUAAAGUCAUAUAUUCUUAAAAAAAUUCUUAUCUGUGUUGCUUAUGAUACCUCAGAUUAUUAAAACUUAAACCAAUUUGAUAUUCAAUAUUUUGGUGCAUUUUCACCAUUGAUGCUGUUUGUUUGCUUUGGUGUUUCACUUGGCCUGGUUACUGAAUUAGUGAGUUUCAGGUUUUGUUUUUUACUGAGUUGCAUUUCCUGGUUCUUCCUCGUGCACUGGCAUGACACUGUUAUGGUUCUAGUUGCAAAUUAUGACAGGGCUAUGUUUAAAGUCAACAAAUAAAACCCAAGUCAGCAACAGUCUUUUUCCAUUCAGAUUUAAAAAUAUCAUGAAAGCAGUUUGCUUAAAUGGAAGAUAAUGUAAAACUAUUUUUAAAUUGGUUUUGUGUUUAAAACUUGAUCAUAUCUGUCAAGAAAACAGAUGUCGAGUUGGGUUCAAGAUCAUAAGUUUUCAGUUUCUACCACAUUUCGUCAGUCCUAUUUUAAAAUUCUGCCUACCGUAGUUACUUUCAGUUGUCCCAUUGAUCUCAGUUCCUCUGGUGUGAAUAAGGCAAUGGUGUCUUAGCUCUUGUUCUCUCUUAAGCCAAAGAAGGCUAACGACAGGAUUUUCUGUAGAGAUAUUCUUGGGGGUUUCUAAGGCCACAGAGGCUGCAGAAUCUGAAUAUCCCACUUCAAGUGCAGUAAUUGACUGUACUUAUUUUAUAAAGCUAAAUGUGAAUUUAUGAUUACUUCAGCCUUUUUCUGAAUUGAAAGAUGGUCUCUAAUCUACUGCCUCUCUCCCUCUUCUAGUUGUGUGUCCUCCAUGCUAAGCUAUGGAGUUAGGACUGUUUAUAUAGACUGUUAAAUUAAAUGGAAAAUGGGCAGUAAAUUCUUAUUGCAUACCAAUUACCUCCAUGGCUUUUUUUUUUCUUGGAGUGUUCUGUGGCAAUAUUUAUUCCCCUUCCCCUUGUACUUGAUUUUGUAUCUCAAUUUGAGAAGGUGCAAACUGUUUGUCAUUUGAAAGUGUAGACAUUUCAGUAUCUGUGUAAGGUGUGAGUAUAUCCUAAUCUAUUUUAUGUAUCAAAGAGGGCAAAUGUACGUCAGCAGCAUUGUAGAAUGCAAGAAGCAUGUAAGGUUCCUUAAAAGAGUCUCCCAGCACAUAAAUAGCAGGUUUAUCUAACAAGUAAUUUAUGAAAAUAAAUCAUUUGGAUAACAUUCA